AUGUGGUCAGACAAUUCUUCGGUAGCUGGUGCAUCCAAAGGCCUACCUAAUGGGGAGAUCCCCACCGACUCCUCCCCCAAGCCUGUCCCCACUGCGUUUGCUGCACGGUCAGAUUCACCUAGGCGAUUUCGCUUUGUCAAGGGUGCUCCUAGACCAAAGAAGCGUCGAAGGGUCAACUCGCCAAAGGAGCAAGUAAGCCGAGCAGUUGUAACAGAGAACUCGGCGGUUACUCCAGAGGUCGUGCUUAGAACCACAACACAAAACUUGGAGAUAUUUGAUGAUCAUCAAAGGGACAAUAGUUUAGCUAGUCUGGACCUGCAAGAGGGCUACUUUUUUGAUGAUUUUAGUUUAUUUGACUCCAUACUCCCUAACAUUUUUGCGUCCACGCCUUUCCUCGAUAUCGAGCCCCAGGAGACACUGGCAUCAGAAGUGCUGCCGGGUCUAAUGGAAACAUCCAGAAUGACACCUCUUUCUCCUGCAGACAGGCCUAUUGAGCCAGUGUUACAGAAUCUACGAACCAGCUCAAUCGCUCAAAAUAUUGACCCUUUGUUUCGAGAGGAAGCAGAGCAAAGUGUGCUAGGUGAUCUGGUUCCACGAACCACCCAAGAACCUACGAUCCCUUAUGCUUCGGCGCGUCUUCAGGCUGUUCCUAUGAUAUCUGAAAUCUCAUCCAGUGACCAUGAGAAACUUCUAGAAUUAUUGUACCCUCUCCGCUACCGGGAAUUGGUCAACUCACCUCAUGCGGGCACACUCAGUGCUCCAAACCCAUGGCGGCCCAAGCGCAUUGACGACACCUCGCAUUCGGUCACAAGUCGCAAUGCUAAUCUGAGUCCUAUCAUGGAUCAGACAUAUCUGGACUUUUUGGUGCGAUGGGAAGAACAAGAUGAAUGGUCUUUCUUCGAUCUGACUGGGUGCCCCCGGGAAUUAUUGGUCCACCUGUUUGAACUUGCCGAGUUAGCCAAGCAGUGCGAGAUUGCCUUAUUUAUGAAAUGGCUGACUUUUGAUAUGACGCCUAUCAAAAGAAUCGAAAAUGAACUGAUCGGGUGGAAGAACGAUGCAGACUCUCCAUUGAGUGGCAAUAAUUCUAAAUUGACCGAAGAAGACGCGAUAAAGCAACUCGACGAGCAACAAGAUCGCUAUCACUGUGCUGAGGCCUGGCGAUAUGCGUUGCUUCUCUAUCUUGAAUAUAUCUUCAAGUGUGAUCGCAAAAGACGGUCUAUCAGCGUCAAUAGACUAGUGCGCAAGACGAUUGACCACAUUCGAUGCUGCCGACGAACAUCACAGACUCAGAAGCAACUCCUUAUCCCGGUCUUCCUCGCAGGCAGCGAGACAUCGGAUGAAGAUAUGCGCCAUUUUGUGAAGGAAUACUGUACUUACUGGGGAGAGAAAUCUCGCUACAGCAUGUUUAAUUCUGUUCCAGUACUCUUUGACGAAAUUUGGGCCUCAGGAAAAUGGUGGGGUGCCGUGAUUGAUAGUAAGACCCGGCCUAGCUCUGGCCAUGGACAGGGAACUACGCAAUUAUUAUUUGGAUAA
Molecule: messenger RNA, 1533 nt
Organism: Penicillium expansum
Lineage: Eukaryota; Fungi; Ascomycota; Eurotiomycetes; Eurotiales; Aspergillaceae
Exons: 4
Coding region: 1-1533 (510 amino acids)
Source: RefSeq, a predicted model, not a curated record